CGUUGCCAUCGGCGACCAGGUGGUGACUCUGGGAGACGGGGACGAGGUUGCUGUGGUGCCGCCACUCAGCGGAGGAUAAAGUCGGUCAGACGCGAUGGCGGCGCCGGAGGAGCCGAGAGACGUCUUCAAGCUGAGCCGUGAUUGGCUGUCUGUACAGGAAGUGGUGGACGCCGUCAGCAGCGCUUCCUGUGGAGCCAUUUCAGUGUUUAUAGGUACGACCCGUGAGGACGAGUGUGACGGCAGGAAGGUGAUUGGUCUGGAGUACGAGGCGUACGAGCUCAUGGCCCAAUCAGAGUUUACCAAACUGUGUGAUGACAUCAGAGCUCGUUGGCCAACCGUGACGCACAUCUGUGUUCAUCACCGGCUGGGGUGGGUGAAGGUGGGCGAGGCCAGCGUUGCCAUGGCGAUCUCGUCUCCUCAUCGUCACGACAGCCAGCAGGCGAUCCAGCACUGCAUCAGCCAGCUGAAGGCCAGCGUCCCCAUCUGGAAGAAGGAAGUUUACGACACGCAGGAGACGAACUGGAAGCAGAACGCCGAGUGUUCCUGGGCCGCUCAACACAAACCGCAUCCGGUCACAGAACAUAUCAAUAAUAAAUGAAUGUGAGUCAGUGGAAAUAAACAGAAGAUUCAACUGAA
This is a messenger RNA of Thunnus maccoyii (southern bluefin tuna), 636 nucleotides long. RefSeq names its product molybdopterin synthase catalytic subunit-like. Bases 95 to 598 code for a protein of 167 amino acids. The transcript has 5 exons. The record is from RefSeq and is a predicted model, not a curated record. Gene Ontology annotation, biological process: Mo-molybdopterin cofactor biosynthetic process. Gene Ontology annotation, cellular component: cytosol. Gene Ontology annotation, molecular function: molybdopterin synthase activity. Lineage: Eukaryota; Metazoa; Chordata; Actinopteri; Scombriformes; Scombridae.